This is a messenger RNA of Vairimorpha ceranae, 126 nucleotides long. RefSeq lists its product as hypothetical. Bases 1 to 126 code for a protein of 41 amino acids. The record is from RefSeq and is a predicted model, not a curated record. NCBI's taxonomy places the organism in Eukaryota, Fungi, Microsporidia, Nosematidae. The transcript has a single exon.
AUGAAUCUUUUUGGCUUUUUUUAUUUGACUUUUUACACAGUUGAAAUAAAUAAUAAUUUAACACAGUUGCAACAAUACAAUAAUAUCUACAACUAUACUAAUAAUUUUUUUACUUUAAAUUCGUGA